Ogataea philodendri is the source of this 639-nucleotide messenger RNA. RefSeq lists its product as uncharacterized. Lineage: Eukaryota; Fungi; Ascomycota; Pichiomycetes; Pichiales; Pichiaceae. The transcript has a single exon. Gene Ontology annotation, cellular component: Hrd1p ubiquitin ligase ERAD-L complex; endoplasmic reticulum membrane. Bases 1 to 639 code for a protein of 212 amino acids. Gene Ontology annotation, molecular function: misfolded protein binding; ubiquitin-specific protease binding. The record is from RefSeq and is a predicted model, not a curated record. Gene Ontology annotation, biological process: endoplasmic reticulum unfolded protein response.
AUGGAACAUAUGCCAAUCCAAUGGCUGAUGGAAGUGCCCGUUGUGACACGCUGCUACACCAUCGGCAUUGUGGGCGUGUCGUUACUGGAAUCUGCAGGAUAUGUCACCGAAAGAGACCUCGUGUACACUUUCGAGGAUGUGUUCGUUCGAGGGCAAGUUUGGAGGUUACUGACCUCAAUAUUGUAUUUCGGGCCGUUCACCUGGGAUUCAAUUCUUGGACUAUACAUGACGGUCCGUUAUUCGCAAAACCUGGAACAAUCGUUCUACCAAACACGUCAUUAUAUAUGGUGUUUGGCGUUUUUAAGCACAGGUUUGAUCAUCUUUAGCACACUGGUCCAUCCACUGUACAAGAUUGGAACUUACCUCGUCGACACCCUGCUGUACAUCUAUUCAAGACGGAAUCCAACACAGGCUCUGCAACUCAUGGGCUUGUACAGAUUUGAUUCUCUAUAUUUGCCUCAGGUGUUUUUCUGUCUUGCUGUUCUAGGAUCGCAAUCACAAAGCAUGGGUAUUCGCCUGAUGCAGUCUUCCUCCAUUGUCGAGCUGAUCAUAGGCUACCUUUGGGGACACGUUUAUCUCUUCCUUGUGGACGUUUGGCCCAAACUGCACGGGUCCGACCCCACUGGUGCACGGAUGUGA